GAUAGGAGGGGACGGAAUGGACGGGGCGGGACUUCCCUGCCCCCAUUCCUGUCCGUCCCUCACUGACCCGCCGGCCCGCCGCCAGAACCCCGAGCCGGGAGCGGGCCGGCGGAGGCGGGAGGAAGCGGGACCAUGCCUGGGCCCCCCCGGGCCUGCCGGCUCCGCGACCUGCUGCUGACGGCGCUCGGUACGGGCGCCUUCGUGCUGGACCUGGGCGCCGACGUGUGGGCCGCGGGCCAGUACGCGCGGCAGGGCCGCCUGCUGUGGGCCGCGCUGCAGCUGGCCACGCUGGGCCUCGCCUCGGCCGUCCUGCAGCUCUUCAGCUGGGCCUGGUACCGCGGGGACCCCGCCGGCCUGCACCCGGGCCUGCCCCCGGGCCGCCGCCUGGCGCUGCUACACCUCCUGCACCUGGGCUACCUGCACAGGUGUGUCCAGGCCCUGAAAGUGGGAUUUUCCCUGUGGAGGCAGGAGGAGCCGGCUGAGAUUGACCUGGACUACGCCACCUUCAUUUCCAUGGACAUCAGUAUGUUGCGGCUCUUCGAGACCUUCCUGGAGGCCACACCGCAGCUCAUCCUGGUCCUCCACAUCACCCUGUGCACGGGCAAAGUGGAAUACUAUCAGUGGCUGGGCAUCGGUACGUCCUUUGUCUGCAUUGCGUGGGCCCUGCUGGACUAUUACCGGGCCCUCCGGAGCUGCCUCCCCAGCAAGCCUUCCCCGGGCUACCUCCCUUCUGCCGUCUACUUCCUCUGGAACCUGCUGCUGCUGUGGCCCCGGAUUGUGGCGCUGGCCCUCUUCUCCACCGUCUGGCCCAGGUACGUGGCCAUCCACUUCCUGACCCUCUGGGUGGUCCUGCUGCUCUGGGUGUGGCUGCAGAACACAGACUUCAUGGCAGGCGCCGCGGCCGAGUGGCUGUUCCGGGGCACCGUGGCCGUCAUCCUCUACUUCUCCUGGUUUAACGUGUCAGAAGGGAGCACCCUGAGCCGCAGCAUCAUCCACUUUGGCUUCCUGGUGACGGACAGCGCCCUCCUGGGCGGCACCUGGCUGGCCCACAACGUCCCGCUCCCCAGCCCUUCCCUGCUGCCAGGGCUGCUCCCCGGGGCCGCGCUCUCCUUCCUGCUGGGCCUGGGGCUGCGGGGCGCCUACUACCAGUGGCUGCACCCCAGCCGCCCGGCGGCGGCCUUAGACGAGGGCGAUGGGAGCCGCAGCUUCGCCCCGCAGCACUGGCACCAGAACAGGCGGAUGGCCAAACUCGCCCAGUGCUUCUUCCCCCUAGCUGCCCCCGCCAAGAGUGAGGGAGUGAAUGGCCACCUCUGAGCCGUCACGGGCCCGGUCUGGGGAGGCCGACUCUGGCUUCUCCUUGGAGAUGGGAGGAGUGUCCGAGGCCUCUGGGGCCGCAGGACUGGGGAGGGUAGACAAGGGGGAGACGGGGCCUUCCUGGUGUCUGCCCUCUGGCCCUUGCUCUUGAGCCAGCGCCCCCCAUGGUCGGUGGUGUUCCUGGCCAAGCUUCCGGGGCGGGGGAGGGUGUGCCAGUGUGCCUGGGCAGCGCCCAAGGCCGGCCGUACCUCCCCCUGCUGGAGCUGGGAAGGACCAACCAUCAGUGCCAAUUCAGGUGCCUGUGAGCCUCACACCACGACCAACGCGUUCCUCCUGCCUCGAGGACUGUUUGUCAGGAAGGAGACGCUUGUUCUUUGUGUCGUUUCUUUGUCCCUUCUGCCUGGGCGGGAGGGAGAGAUGCUGCUUGUGUUGGGGAGAGUCUGUUGUUUAGUGUUGUGGUUUUAUUAAAACCUCUGAAAUUGG
Messenger RNA from Sarcophilus harrisii (Tasmanian devil), 1797 nucleotides. RefSeq names its product XK related 8 (gene XKR8). Gene Ontology annotation, biological process: phosphatidylserine exposure on apoptotic cell surface; engulfment of apoptotic cell; apoptotic process involved in development. Lineage: Eukaryota; Metazoa; Chordata; Mammalia; Dasyuromorphia; Dasyuridae. Gene Ontology annotation, cellular component: plasma membrane. The record is from RefSeq and is a predicted model, not a curated record. The coding region runs from base 133 to 1314 and encodes 393 amino acids. The transcript is spliced from 3 exons.